CAAAGGUUUAGUACAGAAAAACAUAAUGGUGACUUCACGGUAUAUGAUCAUUUUUCUAUUGUUUUCUUCGCUUUUGAUUGUUCCAAACGAAAGUCGAGUGGGUAAAGUUCAAGCAUGUGGACACGCACUGUAUGUCUGGUUGGUUCAAGCAUGCAUUCCAAAACUUAGACAAUGGAGAUUGAACGAAUAUCGUCCAUAUGAUGACGAAUUCUUCAAUAGAGGAGAAGGACCAACUCUUGUAGAAAUGUGCUGCAACAACAGAUGUGACUAUCCAGUAUUGUAUGGCUAUCAAAAGUGUGAACUCCUCAUUCCACAUGGUGUUAAUAUUGGCUGAAUACAAAGAAAAAAAACCAUUUAUAAGAAAAUUAAAAGAAUAUUUACAUGAGAAUAACAAAAAUUUGCUUUUCAAUACACAGACAAAAUUCUUAAACCGUGAGUCACGUAAUUGAAUUUGAGUAACGUUUUCUACUGCAUGUUUAUGUGAAGCAGCGUUUUCAGCAUUGACAAUUAUAAAAUCAAAGCGUAGGCUUACUCUGAAAACGUUGAAGUCGUCAUGUUUCCUGCAUUAUCAAAUAUUCUGCCAUGAUUUAAUGAUUUAUGCGAAAAUAAACAAGCGCAUCCAUUUCAUUAGUAUGCAAAUCUC
This is a messenger RNA of Centruroides sculpturatus (bark scorpion), 643 nucleotides long. RefSeq lists its product as uncharacterized. The record is from RefSeq and is a predicted model, not a curated record. NCBI's taxonomy places the organism in Eukaryota, Metazoa, Arthropoda, Arachnida, Scorpiones, Buthidae. The transcript has 3 exons. Bases 26 to 334 code for a protein of 102 amino acids.